Molecule: messenger RNA, 1953 nt
Organism: Ogataea philodendri
Lineage: Eukaryota; Fungi; Ascomycota; Pichiomycetes; Pichiales; Pichiaceae
Exons: 1
Coding region: 1-1953 (650 amino acids)
Biological process (GO): mitochondrial glycyl-tRNA aminoacylation
Cellular component (GO): cytoplasm; mitochondrion
Molecular function (GO): ATP binding; glycine-tRNA ligase activity
Source: RefSeq, a predicted model, not a curated record
AUGAGCGGCGAGUUUAAUAGAGAGCAGUUGGAAUCUGUUUUGAAGCGCAGAUUUUUCUACGCCCCUGCUUUUGAGAUUUACGGAGGUGUUUCUGGACUUUACGACUAUGGUCCACCGGGAUGUGCAUUGCAGGCCAACAUUGUUGAUGUUUGGAGAAAGCACUUCAUUUUGGAGGAGGACAUGCUGGAGGUGGACUGCACGAUGCUGACGCCGCACGAGGUGCUCAAGACCUCUGGUCAUGUGGACAAGUUUGCUGACUGGAUGUGCAGAGACCUGAAAACAGGCGAGAUCUUCAGAGCGGACCAUUUGGUCGAGGAGGUGCUGGAGGCCAGACUCAAGGGAGAUAAGGAGGCCCGUGGUGAGAAGGUCGAGGAAGUUGAGGAGGACGACCAGAAAAAGAAGAGAAAGAAGAAGGUCAAGGAGAUCAAGGCGGUCAAGCUCGAGGACUCUGUUGUGGAGGAGUACGAGACGAUUCUGGCCAAGAUCGAUGGUUAUUCUGGCCCGGAACUCGGUGACAUCAUGGUCAAGUACAACAUUGGCAACCCUGCUACCGGCGAGCCAUUGGAGAAGCCAAUGGCGUUCAACUUGAUGUUUGAGACCGCCAUCGGUCCAUCUGGCCAACUGAAGGGUUACCUGCGUCCAGAGACCGCCCAGGGCCAGUUUUUGAACUUUUCCAAGUUGCUGGACUCCAACAACGAGAAGAUGCCGUUUGCUUCUGCCUCCAUUGGAAAGUCGUUCAGAAACGAGAUUUCGCCAAGAUCGGGACUUUUGCGUGUGAGAGAGUUCCUGAUGGCCGAGAUCGAGCACUUUGUGGAUCCGCUCGACAAGAGCCACGCCGGGUUCAAGUCCGUCGAGAACAUCAAGCUCACUUUCUGGCCAAAAGAGGUCCAGGAGAAGGGUUCUACAGAGACCUCCAAAAUCACCGUUGGCGAGGCUGUGCGUUCCGGAAUGGUGGACAACGAGACCUUGGGAUACUUUUUGGCCAGAAUCUACUUGUUCUUGAUCAAGAUCGGUGUCAACCCUGACAGACUCAGAUUCAGACAGCACAUGUCGAACGAGAUGGCCCAUUAUGCCCAGGACUGUUGGGACGCAGAGCUGCAAACCUCGUAUGGAUGGAUCGAGUGUGUUGGUUGUGCCGACAGAUCGGCCUACGACCUGACUGUGCACUCUGCUAGAACCAAGGAGAAGCUGUGUGUCAGAGAGACUUUGCCCGAGCCAAAGGUGGUUGAGAGACUCGAGUGCCAGAUCGACAAGAAACGGUUUGGUCCAAAGUUCAGAAAAGACGCUCCAAAGGUGGAGCAAUGGCUUUUCUCCAGAACCGAGUGCGAGCUCGAGGACCUGGCCAAGGAGCUUGACGAGAAGCUCAAGAUCACCGUCCAGAUCCCAGAGACCACUAUUCCAGAAGUUGAGAUCCCAGCCGAGCUGCUCAAGAUCGAAAAGGUCACCAAGACAGAGCACGUCAGAGAGUACAUUCCGUCUGUGAUUGAGCCAUCGUUCGGUAUUGGCCGUAUUCUCUACUCUAUAUUUGAGCACUCGUUCUGGUCGAGACCAGAGGACUCUGCCAGAUGCGUUCUUUCUCUGCCACCAUUGGUGGCUCCAACCAAGGUGUUGCUGGUGCCAUUGUCCAACCACGAGACUUUGCAGCCUGUGUUGCAAGUUGUUAAGGACAAGCUCAAGUCGAAGCAGAUUCCGUUCAAGGUGGACGACUCGUCGGCUUCGAUUGGUAAGAGAUACGCCAGAAACGACGAACUGGGAACCCCAUUCGGCAUCACCAUCGACUUCGAAUCGAUCAAGGACAACAGUGUCACUUUGAGAGAAAGAGACUCCACUCUGCAAGUUAGAGGAUCUAUCGAGUCAGUGGUCGAGGCAAUCGUCAACAUCACAUACAACCAAGUUUCCUGGAAAGAGGGAACCAAGCACCUCGAGAGCUUUGAGUCCAAGGCCGACGAAUAG